GUUGGUUUGUUGCUUCUGGUGGUUACAUUGACGCAGAUGACGUUUAAGAAGAGGCUAUUACCCACCGACCCAAGUCCUUCGGAUUCAUUCGAUGUAUAGACUGCAUCUAGAACCACACCCAAGAUGUCGAACAUCAUCUCUAGCUCACAAUCGACCGAGUCAGCCGACGAUCCGGCCUCGAGGAUUCCGGAUACCUGCCAUAGAGUUUGCAACGACGCCGUCGUCGAAGCCGGCCCCGACCCGCGAGACUGGACGAUCUGCGUCCUGGACUCGCACCUGCAAUUAGCCGCAUCCAAAUGUCUACACUGCCUCGUCAACGCCAUCACCUCCAACGAAAAAUUAACCUACACGCAAUCCGACGCCGAGAUGCUAUCCACCUUCCGGGCGUGGCGCGACUUCUGCGCCGAGAACGAUGACGAUUUCGGAUACCUGACCCAGGCGGUCGAUGAUAUGAGCACCAUCAUAGGCGACUCGGACCCUGGAAUUGCGGUUAUGGAUUGUCCGGCGGAUCCUCGCACUCAGAAACAGCCGUUUUCGAUCUCGUGUAUGGGCACGGCGACGCCGUCGUCGUCGUCGGUCUCGAUGGCGGUUUCGACUGGUUCGGGGGUCCUUGGGACGGGGGUGGAUGUGACGACGACGGCGAUGGCUACUACGACGCCUACGCCUGCGUCUACCUCGGAUGUGGCAAUUGGGGUUGCGACGAGGUCGGAGACGGCGUCGGAGACGGCGUCGGAGACAGCGACUGGGACGGCGAGUUUGAGUGCUGGUUUUGCGCCGGUGCAGCUGUUGCUGUUGCUGUGGGUGUUGUUGUCGGCGUGGUGAGUAUCGCGUUCCAGGAUGCUCUUUGUCUUGUGCUGUAGUUGUAUAUAGACCCUU
Aspergillus steynii IBT 23096 is the source of this 876-nucleotide messenger RNA. RefSeq lists its product as uncharacterized. The transcript has 2 exons. Lineage: Eukaryota; Fungi; Ascomycota; Eurotiomycetes; Eurotiales; Aspergillaceae. The record is from RefSeq and is a predicted model, not a curated record. Bases 124 to 822 code for a protein of 232 amino acids.